Molecule: messenger RNA, 2939 nt
Organism: Pangasianodon hypophthalmus (striped catfish)
Lineage: Eukaryota; Metazoa; Chordata; Actinopteri; Siluriformes; Pangasiidae
Gene: mtnr1ab
Product: melatonin receptor 1A b
Exons: 2
Coding region: 274-1314 (346 amino acids)
Biological process (GO): G protein-coupled receptor signaling pathway
Cellular component (GO): membrane
Molecular function (GO): melatonin receptor activity
Source: RefSeq, a predicted model, not a curated record
UUCCACGGCGGGGCAGCGUUUCCACACAUCGACGAGUCACGGCAUUAAGAGAGAAUUGAAUUAUCAAAUGUGAAGUCGCUCCAAAGCUAUAAAAGUGCGUGCGCACGUGCUGCCUCGCGAGCGACGCGCGAGACGCAAGGAGGCUUAUUCCCGCGCUUUUGUUUGUUUGUUUUUUUUUAAAAAUACACAGCCCAAAGUACUGACUACUCCAAAAGUUUUGCAAUGGCGCCAGCACCUGUGAGUGAUGCUGAGGACUGAAAAGUGAGGUUUAAAAUGAACACAAAUGGCAGCAUACUAGCGAACAUUUCCUCGCUCACACUCAGCCGUCCUCCGUGGCUUUCUAGCACUCUGGGGAGCGUGCUCAUCUUCACCAUCGUGGUCGACAUCCUGGGCAACCUGCUGGUUAUCUUCUCCGUCUACAGGAAUAAGAAGCUCAGAAACGCAGGGAACAUAUUUGUGGUGAGCCUGGCAGUAGCAGACCUAGUCGUGGCAGUUUAUCCCUACCCACUGGUGCUGAUGUCUAUUUUCAACAGUGGAUGGAACCUGGGCUUUGUACAUUGCCAAAUAAGUGGCUUUCUGAUGGGACUAAGUGUCAUUGGGUCCAUAUUUAACAUCACUGGCAUUGCUAUAAACCGGUACUGUUACAUUUGUCACAGCCUCAAGUACGACAAGCUCUACAGUGACAAAAACUCCCUGUGCUAUGUCGUCCUAAUCUGGAUCCUGACUGUUGUCGCUAUAGUGCCGAACUUCUUCGUGGGCUCGCUGCAGUAUGACCCCCGGGUGUAUUCUUGCACGUUUGCGCAGUCAGCCAGUUCAGCCUAUACCAUUGCCGUGGUCUUCUUCCACUUCAUCCUUCCUAUAUUGGUCGUCACCUAUUGCUACCUGAGGAUCUGGAUUCUGGUUAUCCAGGUGCGAAAGCGUGUCAAGCCUGAGUUCCGAACCAAGCUUACACCACAUACAGUGCGGAAUUUUGUCACCAUGUUUGUAGUGUUUGUGCUUUUUGCCAUCUGCUGGGCACCGCUCAACUUUAUCGGCCUGGCCGUGGCUGUGAACCCAGAGCGGGUGGCGCCUCUCAUCCCAGAGUGGCUCUUUGUAUUCAGUUAUUUCAUGGCCUACUUUAACAGCUGCCUUAAUGCCAUUGUCUAUGGACUGCUCAAUCAGAACUUUAGACAAGAGUACAAAAAAAUCAUCAUCUCAUUUUGCACUGCUAGGAUGUUCUACCCAGACAGCUCUAAUGAUGCUGUAGACAGGAUAAAAAGCAAGCCGUCCGCUUUAAUGUCAAACAACAACCAAGUGAAAGUUGACUCUGUGUAAACACUUAAAAGGUUGGGCCACCGUGAGCAAGAAAUACUCCAAAUACCCAUCUGGACCCCUUGGGACUGUAUUUGGUAUUAUAUAGUAAUAAAUAUAUAAACAAUGUAUUCAGACAUACAGGGUGUAUGAAUUUUCUUUGACAGGUUCUUUUUAAAUGGUGCACUGCAAAUAUCCUGUCUCAUGUUUACAUUUCAUAAUGGGGAAAGAUAUAUUUAUUUAUCAUGACAGUAUUUAUUUAUAGAUAUUCUAUGGCUAUCAGUUUGUGCCCAAAUGUCAUCUCCGAGUAACAAAAAAAUUGAAAAAAUAUUUGAUUUAACAUAUAACAUUAUGCAUUUGACAUUUGAUAACUUUGAAUUGGACGCCUUACUGUCUCUGCUCACAAAAGAGGUUGUCUAUAGCACACGAAAACCUUUUUUAAGCCUUGGAGCUUACCAGAUAAUUGUUGUUUGGCACUAAAUUUUUGUUCCAACAUACAACACUCAGCAAGAUUAUGCUACUUUUUUGAAUACAAAUAUAUUGGUGAACAAAUUGCACAUGCUUUGCAUGUUUUUGAUUGGGAACUUUUAUAUUCCUAUAACUUCUGUGUAUGUGCCAUAGUAUACAUAGUAUACAGGGUGAUUCAAAAAUGUCAGUGACAUUUUUGUGGUGUCAGUGUCAUAUGACACCACAAUACUGUAUCACUCGAGUGGAACCAUCUAUGCGCAAACCUUUCUUCUUAACUCCAAACUCAAACUGGUAGCCAUUUCACCAAAAAUGACAACAGUACUGUAAAGAAAAGAAAACUGUAAAGAAAAAUGCUGCAAGUAUGUGUGUUUAACAUUGUUUUUUUUUUUAAUUGCCCUGUAUAUGAAUAAAAGAGCUGAAAUAAACUAAAGCUUGACAGGAGGGUGAAGUAAAAGUGCUGGAAAUAUUUAUCAUGGAAGACUGAAAAGGUAAAGCAAUAUUUUCAGGUCAUAUGGAGAAUUCCUAUGAUCAAAAUAUACAUGGUGAUAAUGAUCUGUUUGUAUUUGUGCAUGCUCCAAGUUCUGUGUGCAAAACACCAUUAUUGUGUCACUUUGCUUUCAGAAAUUUUAUACAUCACUUUAUUGUUUACAUAAAGCAACAUGACUGAACAUAUUUGUUUGUCUGUCUUUGAGCUGUCAAAUGUGAGUUUUACUGGGAUAAUUUGAAAUUCAGUGUACAGCUACCUUUCGAACAAAGCAACACAGGGUAUUCAUUUUCAUAUUCUCACUAGCAUAAUUAGAAGAAUAUGUUCAAAUACAACUGGGAAUAUAGGAUUCUAAUUAUAAUGUACUGAUUUUAUGAUGUGUAUGCCAUUUGUUAGGUUGCCAUAUUCUUGUAUCUUGUCAUAUUCUCAUAAACUGCAAUCCAGCAUUGGUUUUUUUGCUCUAAGUCUAUUUUGGCAGACAGGAAAACCUUUCAAAUGGCUUGGAUCACCUGAGCAGAAACAGAUUUCUGGGCCAAAUUAUGUGUUCUACAGAUUUUCUUAUCACAAUGAUGCCUCCUGUAGGUUGCCUUGAAAAAUUUCCGGUUUUCCGGAUAUCGGUCAGCAAUAGAAUGAGAUGUUGAGCUAGGUUUCUAUCCAUGCAUGAUUCUUUCAUAGAAUGAUUCAUCCUGUGCAUCCU